Apodemus sylvaticus (European woodmouse) is the source of this 4697-nucleotide messenger RNA. RefSeq names its product SH3 domain binding kinase 1 (gene Sbk1). Gene Ontology annotation, molecular function: protein serine/threonine kinase activity; ATP binding. Gene Ontology annotation, biological process: peptidyl-serine phosphorylation; peptidyl-threonine phosphorylation. Bases 1015 to 2310 code for a protein of 431 amino acids. NCBI's taxonomy places the organism in Eukaryota, Metazoa, Chordata, Mammalia, Rodentia, Muridae. The transcript has 6 exons. The record is from RefSeq and is a predicted model, not a curated record.
GUACCCGGCACGGCGGACAAAGGCGCGUGCGGCGGCGCGCGAGGCGGAGGGCGGAGCGGCGGGCGGGCAGGUACGCGCCGGCGGGAGGCGGAGCCGCGAGGCCGCGAUGGAGCGCAGCCCGGGCGGGCGCCGGCGCUGGAGCCCGAGCGCCGGGCGGAGCGGGAGCCGAAGCCGGAGCCGCAGCCUCAGCCCGCGCCAGGCCAGGGCAGGAGCCCGCAGGGCCGGGCUGCUCGCAGCGGCGGCGCCCGAACCCCCCAGCGGCUGAGCAGUGACCUCCAUCCUCGCACGCGGCUGCCGGGACGCAGCGACCGAUCCAACCCGGGUCCUCCAAGAUCUGCUUGCUACAACCGUACACCUCAAGACACAGAAAGACCCAGCCUUGGGGCGCUAGGCACCCCAUCCCCGCUGCUCCGGUACACAGGGACCCCAAACCUAGGACAGCGAGAUCCUCUUGCUAACGAGAAGCCACGGGCACCCCAAAGCCUCGGGACCCGGGCGACCAAGCCCCUUGCGACGCCUUCAGCGUCCCGGCUCAUGGUGGUGGUGGUGCCCUGAGCCCCUCUCGGGCCGGGCAGACGAAGAUCGACACGGCGCCCAGGCCCCCUGCCGCGGCGUCCCCGCGGCCCCAGCCCAGACCACGUCAGACCAGCUGCCCAGCCCUUGGCCCCUUGGCCGUGAGACACCUGAUCCCCCAUAGCGGACUUGAGCGACUGAUGCCUCCCCAUCACCACUACCUGAACUCUUCCCCGCUGCUGGCUUUGUCCCAUGAGUGAGGAUGGAGCCUGGGUCAGCACUCUUGCAGAUCCUUCUGCAGACUCAAGGACAGUCAAGGCAGCCACCCCCAGGAGAGGAUGUGCGAAAGCCAGUUGCCUUGAAGAUGAAGUGACCUUGAUCAAGCCUGUGGCAUUUCCCAGAGAGACUGAGAGUGAACUACAAACUCUGUAGCCAGCAUGCUUCUGACAUUCCCCAAGCAUGAAGCUGGUGGCUGUUGCCAAAUAACUGGACCAGAGCCAGAUGCCAGCACCAGGCCCUACCACUGGCCUCGGCUUUGGUAGGGAGAAGAUGAGCGUGGGCUGCCCUGAGCCUGAACCGCUCCACUCCCUGCCUUGCUGUGGGCCGGGGGCCGCCCCUGUACCAGGUGCAGGUGUGCCCCUCCUCACAGAAGACAUGCAAGCGCUGACCCUACGCACGCUGGCUGCCAGCGACGUUACCAAGCACUACGAGCUUGUGCGGGAGCUGGGCAAGGGGACCUACGGGAAGGUGGAUCUGGUGGCUUACAAGGGCACAGGCACUAAAAUGGCCCUGAAAUUUGUGAAUAAGAGUAAGACAAAGCUGAAGAACUUCCUGCGUGAGGUGAGCAUCACCAACAGCCUGUCGUCUAGCCCCUUCAUCAUCAAGGUCUUCGACGUGGUCUUCGAGACUGAAGAGUGCUACGUCUUUGCCCAGGAGUAUGCACCUGCGGGGGACCUGUUUGACAUCAUCCCUCCUCAGGUGGGGCUCCCGGAGGACACGGUGAAGCGCUGUGUGCAGCAGCUGGGGCUGGCGCUGGACUUCAUGCACAGCAGGCAGCUGGUGCACCGCGACAUCAAGCCCGAGAAUGUGCUGCUGUUUGACCGUGAGUGCCGCCGUGUGAAGCUGGCUGACUUCGGCAUGACGCGGCGCGUGGGCUGCCGUGUGAAGCGCGUGAGCGGCACUAUACCCUACACAGCGCCGGAGGUGUGCCAGGCUGGCCGCGCUGAUGGCUUCGCGGUGGACACGGGCGUGGAUGUGUGGGCAUUCGGCGUGCUCAUCUUCUGUGUGCUCACUGGCAACUUCCCGUGGGAGGCUGCCUCGGGUGCGGAUGCCUUCUUCGAGGAGUUCGUGCGCUGGCAGCGGGGUCGCCUGCCCGGGCUGCCAUCACAGUGGCGCCGCUUUACCGAGCCAGCGCUGCGCAUGUUCCAGCGACUUCUGGCGCUGGAGCCUGAGCGCCGUGGGCCGGCCAAGGAGGUCUUUCGCUUUCUCAAGCAUGAGCUCACAUCCGAGCUGCGGCGGCGGCCUUCGCACCGUGCACGCAAGCCGACUGGGGACCGCCUGCCGGGGUCCCUGCGCCUUGAGGCUCCCGGGCCACUCAAGCGCACUGUGCUCACCGAGAGUGGCAGUGGCUCGCGGCCUUCCCCACCCAGCGUAGGGCCCGUGGUACCAGUGCCAGUUCCAGUACCCGUGCCUGAGGCUGGUCUGGCCCCGCCCGCACCCCCGGGCAGGACCGACGGCCGUGCGGACAAGAGCAAAGGGCAGGUGGUGCUGGCCACAGCCAUCGAGAUCUGCGUCUGAGCCGCUGCAGCUCAGCUGCUGCAGGGAAGCCGCGCGCUCUAACCCGUACUGGGGACAAGGAGCAGCCGCUGCGCUGUGCGGCAGUGGGAAGGAGUAGCGUAGACUAGGAGGCCCAGACACCAGGGUUGGUGGUGGGCUGGUGACAUAGCUAGUAAAUGACCAUGCGUAUGGCCGGCCUCAGCCUAAAGGAGCUGAGGCCCCUGACAAAGGCUGGGAGCUUGUGGGCCAGACUCUGAGCUCUGGAACCUGAAUACUCCUGGCGCUUCAUACCCCUUGGCAGAUAACCCUAAGUAAUAUUCCAUCCAGACCUGGGCACAGAAAGGGGGCUUUGGUGUUGGGCAGAUAUGGGCGUGAGAUCCUUAGAAACUGGCUAGGGACAGGCACUGGGUUCAUAACAGUGGUGUCCAGAAGGUCAGAGGAAGAGGCCAAGCCCCUUAUGUAGCAAAAGUUGUGUGCAGGAAUAGACCUGAAUAUCUAGUGAUAGCCCUCACUUCCUCCUGCUGAUGGGGACUUUGAACCCAGGAGGGAGAGCUAUUAACUGCAGCCGUGAGGCUUUUGGGAACAGAGCUCCAGUGUGUCCCCCUCCUGGGAGUAGGGGAGCAGAUGGCUGGGGAGCAGGAGGCUCGGCACCCCUGCGUCCCUAGGUGAGGGGUACAUGCAUGGCCCAGCCGCUCCUUCCCCCAGCACUCCACAAGCAGGGAAAACAACUGCGCCACUUACUCCUGGGGUUCUGUUGGCUGGCGUCACAUGUUGGCCUCGGUUCUAGGCCAGUACCUUCAGGAGCGGAGCACAUCACGGCUGUGACAGGACAUCACUGAAGUGAGGAGGGAGUGUGACGUGUGUCUGCUGACUUGAGUGUCCAGACACCUCACCGGGCAGCUGCCCAGAGCCAGGCCUCUGUUUUACCACACUCCUCAGGGAAUCCCAGGAGAUGCCUGCUGUUGGCGCAGGUUCUUAGGCAGUGAAACAGGAGGAAGUCACCCUGCCCCAGCUCUCCUUUGGGACCCCUGCACAAGAGGCUUAAGGAACCCCUGCAAUAACCUCAGCACAGGGAGGCUGUGCCUUCCGCCUGGCACCACCCACCUGGCCAGCCGGGGUUGCCUCUCCUAGGGUCCCUCCAAAAAGUUCCGGGUCACUCAAGGAGGUUCCAUCUUGGGGCUGGCUGGCUGGCUACAGGGGGUACCAACCACCCCUCAGCCUGGAGCCCCCACCUUCACACACACCCUUCCUCCCACCACAAAGGGCUAUAGGUCUCCCUGCCCUGCCUGAGUCCAGUUUACAAACUGUGGUUGCUCCAGGGCCCGGUCCCACUCUCCUGGGGUGCCACCACUUCCCUAGUGGACACAGGGCCCACAUAUGCCAGGUAAGUAGCAAACCCCUCCUCCUGCCAAGAGCCGAGUCUCAGAAGGCCCCCAUCACUGCCCUGACCCCCUGGGGCCACCAAGCCCUCCUUCCCAGCCGCUACUUCUCCUCUUGCCUUAGGCCUCUCCACCCUGAUCUGCAAUAACAAGGAAGCGAGAUUCCACAGUAGACAUCCCGCAUCCCAUAAGCACCCUCUCUGUUGAGAUCUGUGUGGGAGGCUUCUCCCUUGUAGUAUCUAGGAUGGUAGUCCUCAGAAGAGACUUUAGGUACGUAGUCCAGCCCCACUGUUGAGAGGCAGCAACCAGCCUGACCUGGAACAGGACUCAGACUGGGUCAGCCUCUGCUCCUGCCACCGCUGGUACUGUCUCUAUCGGUUGGGUUGGGACCCUUUGCCCCUUAGGAGAGGUGUUGGUUACAGAUGUUUACCUCAGUUUGUCACUGUUGAAGAAACAAAUAAUAAUAGCAAAAAAUUAGUAACACAAUAGACAUGGAGGCUUAGAAGAUAAACCACAGAGGAACCUCCCCUUUGCAAUUUUUCUGUGAAGUACAGUUUGUUCACGUACGCACACAUAUGUGUGCAUCUCUGUUUCACCCCAGGGCAGGCCAAAUCAUCUAUUUACACCUGUCCCAGCCUGGAUGUCCCUCACACUGCCCCCUGUCCUUUGGUGCUUCCCAGGGGCCCCUUUGAGCUGGCUUUUGGGGUAUAGGGGAGCUCCCUGGAUGGGAAGUGAGGCCUCAGGUUAACCAGAGGUCUCCCACCAGGUUCUGUGAGUAGAGAGCCCUAUGGCUGGCUGUGUGACUUUUCCUGAGCCCACAGGACAGUCUUGGUGGCUGGCCUCAGUGUCCAAGUCUGGGGCAGAGCCUGGGUUGUUCUCAAGCUGUAGAGCCUCACACCCCUGUCUUGCCUCUCCUACCCCAUGUAUUUGUAAAUACUCUGGCUUCCUUUGGCCCUGAGGAGGUUUUUAAAUGUGUUAUUUACUUCUCUAACUAUGACAAUUGCUAUAAAAUAAAAAUUUAGAAAAAUG